Molecule: messenger RNA, 723 nt
Organism: Acipenser ruthenus (sterlet)
Lineage: Eukaryota; Metazoa; Chordata; Actinopteri; Acipenseriformes; Acipenseridae
Product: vesicle transport through interaction with t-SNAREs homolog 1A-like
Exons: 4
Coding region: 136-543 (135 amino acids)
Biological process (GO): vesicle-mediated transport; intracellular protein transport
Cellular component (GO): membrane
Source: RefSeq, a predicted model, not a curated record
ACAUCGGACGAGAAUUGUGGUGUACCUAUCAGGAAGUGACGGUGACAAGUACUGUCACAGAAGUAAAUUCUGGAUUCGUUCUUAUUUAUUUAAUCUUGAGAUUAAAAACAAACAAACAAACAAACAAACAAAAAAAUGUCAUCUGAUUUUGAGACAUACGAGCAGGAUUUCGGGACCCUGACAGCUGAAAUAACGAGCAGGAUUGUAAAGAUUCCUAAAUUGGCUGGAGUCUGCUCUGAUGGAAAUGACCCAGAAGAUGAGAAAAAGAACAUGGUUGUAAGUGUUGAGAAGCAGCUAGAAGAAGCCAGAGAGCUACUGGAGCAGAUGGACCUUGAGGUGCGGGAGAUCCCAGUCCAGAGUCGAGGCAUGCACAGCACCAGGCUUAAGAGCUACAAACAGGAGCUGGAGAAACUUGAGAAGGAUUUUGUGAGUCCCUUGUGUAUUUGUGCCUGCUUAAUCAUAACAACCUUAGGUACCAUAUUUAGUGAUGAAUUAUUUCAUGCCAGUAUUACUCCUGUACCACCACUAGAUGUUACUGUUUAGUUAUAUAUGAUAUGAUAUGUAUAUUCCAACGUAGUCAACCCAUUGCACAUUGAAAUACACACAAGUGUCUUGUCAUUUCUUCAUCUAGGUUAACCUCUCAGCUCCUCUGUUGCACCCGAGCCAUAUCAGUGUAUUUUGUACAAUACCUUCAAAAUAAAUAACAAACAGCCACUUUUCAAA